This is a messenger RNA of Scleropages formosus (Asian bonytongue), 3318 nucleotides long. RefSeq names its product regulator of G-protein signaling 19-like. NCBI's taxonomy places the organism in Eukaryota, Metazoa, Chordata, Actinopteri, Osteoglossiformes, Osteoglossidae. The transcript has 5 exons. The record is from RefSeq and is a predicted model, not a curated record. The coding region runs from base 194 to 904 and encodes 236 amino acids.
GCGGCUAGAGCAGCGUGCUCACGCGACCUCUCUCCCGGAGCGGCUGUGCGCAUGCGCACGGAAUUCCACUCGUCUGUUCCCCCGCCCGCCCGCGUCCGAAGCUCUCGCUUCUCAAGCUGGAGCGCUGGAGGAAAAGAAAAAAAAGAACAGCUGAUUUGGAGCGUAUUUUACAUGAAACACACGAAAGGAACGGAUGUGCUUCCGAAAACGAAACGGCUAUCGCCCUCCAGACCAUUUCAAUGCGAAAAUCUACACAGGCCCUAUCCCAGUGGAGCGAGAGCCCUCGAUGGUGCGGGGUGGGCAAACCCCUCUACAGAUCGCUACGACAACUCCACAGCGCCCCAAUGCCUGCUGCUUUUGCUGGUCCUGCUGCUGCAGCUGUUCUUGGAGUGAGGAGCAGCGGAGGGCUCGAAGGAGAACCAAGGACACUCGGCUGGAGACCACCUCUAACUGUGAAGUAUGCACGUGGCACCUCCACAGCGCCAAGCCGACGCCAGAGGAGGCCCGGCAGUGGUCACAGUCCUUCGAUCGGCUGAUGAGGAGCCCUGCGGGCAGAAACACGUUCAGGGAAUUCCUGCGCACUGAGUUCAGCGAGGAGAACAUGCUCUUCUGGCUGGCCUGUGAGGACCUGAAGCAGGAGCUCAGCACGAGUGCCAUCCAGGAGAAAGCCCGGCUGAUCUACGAGGACUAUGUCUCCAUCCUGUCCCCGAAGGAGGUGAGUCUGGAUGCCAGGGUGCGGGAGGUUAUCAACAGAAAGAUCCUGGAGCCAACACCUCACACCUUUGAAGACGCUCAACUCCAGAUCUACACGCUCAUGCACAGAGACUCGUACCCCAGGUUCCUCAACUCCCCCAUAUACAGAUCCCUGCUGCGCACUGGUUCUUGCUCAUCCUCUGAGACGUAGGUGACAGGGCACAGUCUGCAUCAGGCCCCCUACCCCCAGCUCUUAUUUCAGUCCUUCCUGCCACCUCUGUCUCAGGCCCCCGAGGCUCUGCCUUGUCAUGUACUAUGGUACCUGCCCCCAUACUUGGUGCCCAUCUUGCAAAGGUUGCUUUCUUCUGUCAGCAAGCCCCCCUCUUUGCCUUUCUCUGUUUCUCUGUAGUGGCUGAGCCACUAAACCAAGGAUAGAAUGUUUUGGGGAAAUAUGUUUUAUUUCAAUUUAUCACAUCUUUUUGUCUCUUUUGUCCUCCCUGCAGUUUUUAAAUUAUUUAAUUUGUUUUUGAAUUGGAGCCCACCGGAUCAUAACACAGAGACAAGUUUGUACUCCCUGUUUUGCGCCUUCAUUUCUUGCAACUUUGAACCCAGUGAGGGAACCACGAACCGCACUGAUAGUUUUAACUGCAAUAAGACACUGGAGUCAACCCCAUAAUGACUGUCCAUGCUUCUGACCUCACACCUUUCAAUCUUUCUACUGUUUGUCCCUCUGCUGCCUCAGAAAUGUGUCGGAAGCCUGUAGGUGCAGCCACUGAGUUGAAUAUUUGCAUAUUCCUGGUGAUGUUUGAAAGCUGUGUGUGUGUCCGCCCUUCCUUCCAUUUAGCAAAGAAAUACUCCCUUUUUUUUUAUUAUUUUUUUUAUUUUUUAAAAAAAAAAACAAUAUUAUUCACCCUGGUCAGAGACAAAUGCAGUCAGACAUAAUAACCAUGGUAUACAGAGUUGAAAAACAAGUGUAAAUAUCCACACACUCCAAAAUGUUUACUUCUUUACUAUUUUUGUCCUUUGCCUUAGGAGAUUUUUAUUUUGAUAUGAAUCUUUGAGAAAGAUUAUGUGUGCAGAGUGUUGUUAUAUACUCCUGUGACUGUGCAACUUCUGCCCACAUCAACCGGUGUGUGUUGGAGUGUGGCUGUCCUACAGCAUUAAAAUAAACACUGCUCUAAAAAGGCCAAGGACAGGCACCAGGUGGCAUAGCAGUUAAGGAUGUCUUGUAAUCAGACAUCAAAUGGGUAAAUCUCUUCAGAUGAAGGUGUUAACUAAGUGAAUAGUAAAUUGUAGCUAUGCUCAAGGAUUCAAGCUCAUGUCCUCACAGCACCACCUGAAGCAUAAGAGUAUAACAGUUUAAAAAAAAAAAAGAAAAAAGCCAUGUUAAUGUAUUUAACCCCAUUUAUUUGCUACUAAAAUGCUUAAAAUGAUGCAAUGGAAUGUGUGCAGUACAUAUCUGCACAGUUGGGGGUUUGGUUAGAACUACCAGCUACUUGAGUCAUUUCGGUUGUGAGUUUUCUACUGACAACUGGAACAUAAAAUUGCAUAAAUCAGAGUUUAGUGUGAGUGUAAUAGUAAUGUAGCUGACUUUGCAGAAAGUCGUCAUGAUAUGUGAUCUUUCCCCAAUUUUUUACCAUUUCAGUGGUUGAUAAGCUAAUUUUGAUGUCUCCCACAGCAACUGAAGAGGGAGGACUGCAGGUACACACCUCCUAGUUAGUAGGCGAGUAUUAUGUACCUGACCUGACCUGUUGCCCUCUUCACACCUGUCUCAUUGCAGCGAGUGUGAGACCUCCAGCUGCCAGAAAUGGUCUCUCUACAUUAAGGUCUUCAGUGACAGGUUCACCACUCUGUCUCUAGUAUUUGUUUGCGUUGCUAUGGUGUUCCCACAUGUUUCACGUGGCCAAACGCAAACCUCCCUUAUGUUGGCUUGGUUUGUUGUGACACCCUUGACUCUGACGGUGGCUCUAGAGCCUGUAUGUUGCUGUACCCUCGGUGUGUGAUGCUUGUGGGGUGAAGUGUGGAGUGGCCCUCCAACACUCUGGGCAAGGAGAACGUUACUUGUAAACACUCCUGUUCGUCAUGAGGAAUAACACAUCAGCUGUAAGAUGCAGUGUUGUCUUGUGAUGAGACAGGAUGGAAUAUGGAAUAUUAAUCAAGAGAGAUGCUCCUGUGGUCAAGUGUCUGGGAGAUGUAUCGUAUGUCUGUGCCCCCCCCCCCCCCCCACAGAAGGAUCCACUUUCCUUCCUGUGUGUGCCUGUGCUUCCCACUGUUCUCACUUCUCACUGUUCUCCACGCUGUUUACAUGUACAGCUGUACACAUCUGACCAUACCGUGUACAGACAGUAAAGCUGAAAACCCACAUGUGGAGUUACCACGUUUGUUCCCACAUCCUGUUUGGUAGUUCUGAUGUGCUGUCAGUCAGUUCCUCUUGGUGUUACUCUGCACCGACCAUUUUCCCGGUGGCCUAGCUCUGCUUAGUGUGAGUCUCUCUGUCUCCGUCUCUGUCUCUCUGUGUGUGUGGGGUGUGGACAUCAUGAACAGUAUAGCAAUACAACUUGCUGUAGAAAAACGCUCAUCUAAUCUCUGGUUUAGUAGAACAGAAGAAGGAAGAAACACUGAGAC